Fonsecaea multimorphosa CBS 102226 is the source of this 3594-nucleotide messenger RNA. RefSeq lists its product as uncharacterized. Gene Ontology annotation, molecular function: protein binding. Bases 1 to 3594 code for a protein of 1197 amino acids. The record is from RefSeq and is a predicted model, not a curated record. The transcript has 2 exons. Lineage: Eukaryota; Fungi; Ascomycota; Eurotiomycetes; Chaetothyriales; Herpotrichiellaceae.
AUGGCACAUCCUCACAAAAUCUCUAUUGCCGACUGGCAGAAAAACAAGUCGACCAUCUGUCGCCUCUAUAAGGAUGAGGAUAUCAAGUCUCAAUAUAUGAGGCAGUUCAAGGUAUGGCAUGUCCAAAAGAACCGGAAGGGCAACUUCUGGAAAGACGUUAGCCUGAAUCUCAAGAGCAAACACCUCACGGUUGAUGAUGUGGAUAUCUUCUUGGACGGGCAGCUUGUCCCAAGCAACAGACUGAAGAGGCAGAUUUCUCGAAAUGACCUUCCCACAUUGAAACGAACAACCAUUGUGCCUCGGAUCCCAGCCGGGAUAUUCAUUCGCCCGAGGAUCCAAAUACCGCGAUCUCUCAUCAUCUCUUUGCCGUGGCACCAGAUAUGCGCUCAGCUCGAAAUCGCCUUGUCAAGGAGGAAGGACCGUUCUCCGUCGCCACUGCCAUCCGCUGUCCUGGAUGUCACUGAUGAGUGGUCUGGACUGAGGAGCAAUUAUUACUGGGAGGAAGAAGUCCCCAGUCUUCCACGCGAGAUCGCCAUGAAUCAAGCUUGUCUUCCGUCCCUUGAGUUUCUGGAUCAACGAACCUUACAGAAGGCUUCCAGGGACAUCAACAUCGUCGACGCAGGUAUUGCCGGUGUAUUGAAUCUGUCAGAUUGGUGCACUAGCUGGGAAGGUAUCGCAUCUACCAUGGCUAAGAUCGCCAGAUUCAUGCCCGAAAGACGGCCCGGGGAAAUCGAAGACGUCGCCAAUCAACUGAUCGACCCCAACUCAACGAAGAGGAUGCAAGUCUUCAUGUCAUUCGCGGCGCUCAUGCUGGCCAAUAACCUUCUGCACAAGCAAGAAGUUGACGCUUUCGUCAUUGCUCUGGACGAAAUCGCCGGGCCUAGUGCUUUUGACAUGCUCCCUCUGAGGGACGACCCCAGCACUCGCGCCAUCAUCUCAGAACUUCUGUUUGCAGCCGUGAGGGUCGACAAGCCGGUGCUAGUGAAAAGCGCGAUGAAGAAGGGGAUAAGUGUGAAUACCAGGUCUGUGGGCAAAGGUUCGAAAACUUUGAUUCUGGAAGCAGUGGAAUGGGGGAGGAUUCGAAUCGUUGAGAUGCUCAUUGAUGCUGGUGCAGAUAUAACUCCAGGAAGAAGGGUCAGCUCAAUUGGACAUCAACGAUAUUGUCCAUUGUUUAAAAAUGAAGCUGAGUGCACUGCUUCGGAGUACUGCCAACGAUCAGCGUUUUACUUUGAGUGCGAAAUUGAAUGGGCAAGAAAUGAAUGUGUCUUUAGCAUCGCUGCAAUGUCGCGUAAAGCUGAUGAACUAAUUCCGCUACUGCUCAAGUCUCCAGCUUCAAUACUGGCUGGUCCGGUGAUUGUGCAAGCAAUAUUUCACGGUGCCAGCAAGGAAACGGUCGAGAUGCUUCUUCGGAAAGGUGCGGCAGCGAACGAAUGUGGCCUAUUCAGACAUGAUAUCUGUGAGGAGGAUCAUCAGAGAUCAACAGCCCUUGGCGCAGCGGUUUCCAACGGUGAUAUUGAGAUGGCGAGACUCCUUCUCGACUAUGGUGCGAAUCCAAAUGGUCCGAUAGAUGGCAGACAUAAGAGAGUUCUGGAAUCAAUGACUGAGUGGUUUUACCAUUCGCCACUCGUCGUUGCUGCUGAGUGUAAGAAUUUGGACAUGGUUCAGCUACUGGUCGAACGUGGCGCAGAUCCAAACUGGUCGGCUUUGGACAUUAUCGGAAAGAGAAACGGGAUGCAGAUUAUUCGAAGCGAGGACGGCCCUCUUACUCGAUUUCUUUACUACUUACCCUUACAGGCCGCGACAAGCCUUGAAGACCCUGCCAUGACGCAGUACCUCCUGAGCAAGGGAGCAGCCACGAACCCAGGACACGGAAUACCUCCUUUAUCAAUUGCAGCAUAUCAUGGGCGAGAUGCGACUGUUGACUUGUUGAUCAGGUCGGGUGCUAUGAUCAACGCAGUCGAUGCAGAAAUGUCAGCCCUUGAAGGAGCAGUGUGUUCAGGAAGUGAGACCCUAGUGCAGCGGAUGAUCUCUGCCGGAGCAGAUUUGGAUCGAUGUCUCUCUGCGAGAUCCGGAAGCACCGCCCUUCAACGAGCUGCUGCACAAGGAUUCGGUGCCAUUUUCGACAUCUUGCGAAGGGCUGGAGCAAGACUCGACUCCUCCUCGACCCCAAACCAUGCGACGACAAUUCUUCAAGGAUUCGUCAAACACCAUGACUACGAGCGGUCACUUGAGCUACUGAAAGAGGGAGUGUCUCCAAAAGGCAAGUGCAAGGAUGGUUCCUCGCCGCUGAUAGCAGCCACUCAGGGUCAAGAUUUGAGGCUCAUGUCUCUGUUGCUUGAAUACAACGCAGAUGCCAAUGAUGCAUAUCCAUCAUCUCUACGAGAUACGGAAGUUAAGACUCUAUCUAAUAACCAUGGGAUAGGAGACAUGCUGCAAUCGAGGCUAGUCGCAAGACCUCCGGUCCAAUGGGCAGUUGCUAUGGGCAACUUGGAUGCCGUGACCUGUCUGUGCAAUGCCGGGGCUGACGUGAACAAAAGGGGCAAUUAUGUGUUCAGUGGAUCGUCAGAUGGCUUGACUGCCUUACAUCUGGCCGUUGUAUUGAAACAAACGAGCAUUGUUGAAUUUUUAUUGGGUCACGGGGCCGAGGUCAACACUAUCUUCAACCAAAGUCUCGAUUCAGUCUUAACGCCAAUAGUCAUUUCAGUUGCAAACUCGGAUUUUGAGAUUACGAAUAUUUUGCUCCAGCAUGGGGCGGAUCCAUACCUGGGCCAACUUGACAACAGCGAGGACCAGGAGGAGGAGGAGCGACGGAGAUGCGAUAAGAGGCUUGCUCUUGAGCAAGCAUGUUACUCGGGAGAUGUCGAGAUGACCCGCUUUCUGAUAUCGUCUGGGGUCGAUGUCCAUGUCGGAUAUCCUUUGGUUUUCACUUUCCAGACAGAGCUUUCAGACAUGGAGCAACGAGAGGAAAUAAUGGAGCUGCUGCUCGCCAAGGGCGUGGACAUAAACCAUCGGCAUUCCCUCAUAAACACUCCUUUGCAGGCCGCACUCUGGCAUGGCUGCUACAAUCGUUAUUUUACUCCGUUAACGCAUGGGGCAGGGUCUGUUCCUGCCGACUCUGUUCGUGCAGUAGCACUUCGGUGUGCUCGCAGACUCAUUGAGCUGGAUGCUGAUAUCAAUGCUCUGCCGGGUGAAUCUUACGGGAGGACUGCGCUUCAAGCUGUUGUUGAGAUUGGCGAUGUCGAAUUUGUCCGUGAUUUGUUGUCAAGAGGAGCAGAAGUGAACGCUCCAGCGGCGCCACACCGCGGAGUCACAGCCCUCCAGGCAGCUGCAAUCACGGGGUCCUUGCGUAUUGCACAAAUUCUUCUGGAACAUGGCGCUGAGAUUGAUGCGGAUCCAAGUCCCAUGGAAGGCAGACGAGCAAUUGACGGAGCAGCAGAACGGGGACACAUCGACAUGGUGAAAUUGCUCUUGGAUAACUACAACGGGCCCAGGACUAUCUCGAAUGUCUGCGAAAGUGCUAUGGAGUACGCGAAAGGGAACAAGCAGUGGUAUAUGAUGGAAUUUUUGGAAGCUUACAUACCGCCGCAAGGAUGA